This is a messenger RNA of Gilbertella persicaria, 705 nucleotides long. RefSeq names its product superoxide dismutase. The record is from RefSeq and is a predicted model, not a curated record. Gene Ontology annotation, cellular component: cytoplasm. Lineage: Eukaryota; Fungi; Mucoromycota; Mucoromycetes; Mucorales; Choanephoraceae. Gene Ontology annotation, molecular function: copper ion binding; superoxide dismutase copper chaperone activity. Gene Ontology annotation, biological process: removal of superoxide radicals. The transcript has 3 exons. The annotation marks the transcript as partial.
ACCGAGUUUGCCGUUGAAAUGACGUGCGAGUCUUGCGUUAACGACGUAACCAAUGUCAUGAAAGAUGUUCCAGCGCCUCCUUCUGCUAUUUCAAAAGCAUUAAAAAAUACUGGGCGUACAGUCAUUGUUCGUGGCCAAGGUGUCCCAGAUGGCCAAGGUCAUUCUGGCGCUGCUGUCUGUAUCUUUGAUUGCUAUGGCGCAGAUCCAGCUGCCAAAUUGCCUACUGGAAAAUCAGGUUUAGCUCGUUUUGUUCAAGUAGAUAAUGAUACAUGCUUAAUUGACUUGACUAUUCAGGGUUUGUCUCCUGGUAAGCAUGGUGUUCAUAUUCAUGAAUCAGGCGAUAUUUCAAGCGGUUGGCAAUCUACAGGCGAUCACUAUAACCCCACAGAAGUUAAUCAUGGUGAUAUGGAUCAUGGUCAUAUAGGCGAUCUUGGUAAUAUUGAAGUAGACGAAAAUGGUUGGGGAGAUCUUGUUGUUGAGAGUACGCGUAUCAAAGUCUGGGAUAUCAUUGGUCGAAGUAUGGUAGUAACAGAAAAAGAAGACGAUUUAAAGAGCACCACAAAGGACGGUAAUAGUGGCAAUGGUAUCUUGUGUGGUAUUAUUGCCCGUAGUGCUGGUGCUUUCGAGAACACAAAAUUAGUGUGUGCCUGCAAUGGCAACACAUUAUGGGAAGAAGCCCGUCUUGUUGAAAAAGAAGUAAAAUAA